UCCUCCAGUCGCGGUUACCGGGCGUGCGGUUGCCAGGAGAGACGCGCGUGCAGUGCAGUGUACAGUUUUAACGGCAGAGCGGCACGGGAUCUCCCCCGCCAUUUCCUCGUGUCGAGCCCUGGAAUGUCGAGUAGCGGCUCGGGCUCUUCCUCGCGGAAGGAGUUCGAUGUGAAGCAGAUCCUGAGGAUCCGAUGGAGGUGGUUCGGUCACCCCGCGGUCCCUCCGCCUCACUCCCCGCCGCUAGGAGACUACUUCCCCGGCAGGAGAGCGGGCGGCAGCUCCGGAGACGGACCCUCAGUUAGCGGCUCUAGCAACUCGAAUUCAAACAGCGUAAACCCCAGCGCGGGGAGUCACGGCGGUCUGGUGGCCAGCGGCAGCGCUGGGUCUAACCUGUGUAACGGCAGCGGCAGCAGCAGAAAGUUUGCUGAUCCGGCUGGGAGUCGGGGCGGUCCGGGAGGAGCGGCAGCUGGAGCGACGGGGAGCUCCUGUCCCCGCUCGUUCAGCCAGCCAGAGUGCCGAAGCUCCUCCGCAGCGCUGUCCUGGGUCUCCCCGCCGCCUCAACGUCGCUCUCGCCCCGUGACGAGCAUGGACCCCCCCGGGGAGGCCCCUGUACCCCAGCUGGUGCCCGAGCCCCCCGGGGUUGAGGAGGAGGAGGCGGCGGCGGCUACAGCAGCGGUGGCGGCAGCAGCAUGCAACGAGGAGAACAACAACCACCCGGAAACAGACUCCAGCUCUUGCAGGACGUCUAACAGUAGUGCCACGCUGUCCUCAUGUGUGUCAAUGGAGCAGUGCGCGUGUCCGGAGGAGUGCAUGUUUACGGCUCUGUCCCAUGCUGAUGUCACCUUCCGCAAGAUGGAGGGCUACCUGCGGUCUAGACAGCUUUGUGAUGUCACACUGGUGGCUGGUGAGAGGCGAAUACCUGCUCACAGGCUUGUCCUCUCAUCUGUGUCUGACUACUUUGCUGCAAUGUUCACCAGUGAUGUGCGGGAAGCCAAGCAGGACGAGGUGAAGAUGGAGGGUGUAGACCCUGAUGCAUUGUGGGUCCUGGUGCAAUAUGCAUACACAGGCCGUCUUGAGUUGAGGGAAGACACCAUUGAGUCUCUGUUGUCAGCCUCCUGCCUGCUGCAGUUGUCAUCUGUAGUUCAGGCUUGCUGUUCCUUCCUCAUGAAGCAGCUCCACCCCUCCAACUGUCUCGGCAUCCGCUCCUAUGCUGAUGCUCAGGGCUGCCAUGACCUGCAGCGGGCUGCUCACGCCUACACCAUGGAGCACUUUCUGGAGGUGGUCGGAGGCCAGGAGUUCCUCCUACUACCAGUGGAGGAGAUGGAAAGGCUCCUUACAUCUGAUGACAUUAACGUGCCGGAUGAGGAAACCGUGGUUACGUCUUUGCUAACCUGGGUCCGUCAUGACGCUUCCACUCGACAACGCCACCUACCCCGGCUGCUGGCUCAUGUCAGACUCCCGCUGCUGCAACCACAGUUCCUGGCGGACCUUGAGAGCAACCCUCUCCUCCGGGAAAGUGUAGAGUGCCAACGCCUCCUGAUGGAGGGGAUGAAGUAUCACCUUUUACCCCAGCGUCGGCCCCUGCUUCAGAGCCCCCGCACUCGGCCUCGCAAGGCCACCGUAGGGGCCAUGUUCGCUGUGGGUGGCAUGGAUGCUACGAAAGGUGCCACGACUAUCGAGCAGUAUUGUCUACGUCGAGACACCUGGAGGCAGGUUGCCACGAUGAGUGGACGGAGACUACAGUUUGGUGUAGCAGUCCUGGAUGGGCGUCUCUACGUAGUCGGAGGGCGAGACGGACUCAAGACACUCAACACUGUGGAGUGUUACAACCCACACAGCAAAACCUGGAGCGUCAUGCCCCCCAUGUCCACACACAGGCAUGGCCUAGGUGUGGCUGUUCUAGAGGGACCCAUGUAUGCAGUAGGAGGACACGAUGGCUGGAGUUACCUCAGUACAGUGGAAAGGUGGGACCCUCAAGGACGCCAGUGGAGCUUUGUUGCAAGCAUGGUUACACCUAGAAGCACAGUGGGAGUAGCUGUUCUCAAUGGCAAAUUGUAUGCAGUAGGAGGUCGUGACGGCUCAUCCUGCCUGCGUUCAGUGGAGUGUUUCGACCCCCACACCAACAGGUGGAGUGGUUGUGCCCCUAUGGCUAAAAGGCGUGGAGGUGUGGGCGUGGCCACGUGGCACGGGUUCCUGUAUGCCAUCGGAGGCCACGAUGCUCCGGCAUCAUCCCUGGCGUCCCGAUUAAGUGAUUGUGUGGAAAGGUAUGACCCUCAGACAGAUGUGUGGACAGCUGUGGCUCCCAUGAGCAUCAGCAGAGAUGCCGUAGGUGUUUGUCUCCUUGGUGAUCGUCUGUACGCUGUGGGGGGGUACGACGGCCAGGUGUAUCUCAAUACUGUGGAAGCUUACGACCCUCAGACAAACGAGUGGAAACAGGUAGCACCUCUGUGUCUGGGCAGGGCAGGCGCGUGCGUGGUGGCCGUCAGACUGUGAAAACAACACCUCACAUAGUAGAUGGCAGACUGUUCACCAUAUGGCUCGCAGACCCUCCUCUUUGCCACCGAGGGACACCGAGAGGUCUCUCCGGCCACACCAGGAAACUGCUUGCGAACACUCUUCAGCAAAGACACAUUCUACUCUGCGUAAUGCCGACUAAUCCUUCAGAUUUUAGGCAGAUUAGGGUUCAGGUAAAUGUCAGUAGGUCUCUGAUAAAGUUCUCACGUCACGAUACUUUGUGCCACAGAAGUGAACUGCCAGAAAUACACAUGGCAGAGAGGAAAUCUGCAGUGUUUAUCUGAGCUCGACAGAACAGCUGUCCCACACAUACUGUACGCGCGCGUGUAAAUCUACACGGCUGCUUUCAGCUCCCAUUUGUGCUGAGUAAAAAGGUGGAAGACAGAGCGAGAUUGUCAAAACUGCCUCAUCACGUUACGCUCUUGGUUUCUCCAAACAGCAUCUGAUGCUGUGUACUGAUGCUAUUUUAAGAUAGUUCCUAUUAUUUUUAUGCUGCAGUUGGCAAGUGCUCUUCUUCCCCUUGCUUUUUCCCACCGUUACCCGCCGACAGAUGAAAGAAAGACUUUUGACAUAAUCAGCACACCCUCACGAACAGCGAUUCUGUGAGGAACUACAAUUUUCAUGCAAAAACAUUUCAUGCUUCAUCAAAUAUUUCUGCGCGUAUGUCUUCCAUGUUGCAUCAGCUCACAUCUGAAGCCUCUGCAAUGCUGUGGUAUGAAGUUUAUCUCAGCUUUUUAAUUUUUUUUUUUCUUUAAGUUGCGCCAGAAGAUUGUCCAACUUUUUACUUCGUUGUUUGUUUUUAACUGCCAUUUUUGCACAACUCUGGGUCCAUUAAGCAGGAUAUUUGGCUUUGAAGUGUGUGUGUGUGAUGAUAAUGGUGAUAACACUGUGGUCCUUUGUUGAUCCCUGCAGGAAAAUUUUGUUUUCAAUUUCCUCCAGACCACAGGGUCAGCUAUUUACAGGCAGGGUCUGUUCAGCUACCGUAUUUUUUCCCUCUGCUGUAGAGGUUUCUUCAUUUCCUGUGUGUGUGUGUGUGUGUGUGUGUGUGUGUGUGUGUGUGUGUGUGUGUGUGUGUGUGUGUGUGUGUGUGUGUGUGUGUGUGUGUGUGUGUGUGUGUGUGUGUGUGUGUGUGUGUGUGUGUGUGUGUGUGUUGGGUGCUCAGAAAUUGCAAGGAGUAUAUUUUUAUCUCAAAUGAGAAUCUUCCCCCUCUUCCCCUCACCACAUCUUCAAUUCCCUGCUUCUUUCUCUUCAUCCCCGUUUUCCCACUUCAUCACCACAAGUACACACACACACACGUUUGCUUGCACCGCUUCGCUUUAGAGCCCAAUUUCAGGCCCAGAAAAAUGAACAACAGACCAUAUAAUGAGACCAUGAAUUUAAUAACGUUGAUUCAGCCGGUGCCGAUAUUUUGUUUGAUGUCGAGUUCAAAGCGUUAUUGGAUUCGAUGCUACUGUAGACAAAACAUAAGACAUGAGGGGCAGACGAAUGCUGUGGAACAAACUCUGUGGGUCAGGAAACGUAGGGAAUGCAAAGAUUCUGACAGCAGAUUCCCUACCGGCACACGGCACAAAAAUUUCAUGCUGCAUCCUUAAUUGUGCAUUUCCUGUCUGUUUCCUGUUGGUGUGUGUCUGUCUGUCUGUCCAGUGCAGAGCAAGGAAACUCCUGACAGCGAGAGGCAAAACAGGCUUCCUCUCUGAACUGACAGAUGUAGGGCUAAUGUAGCCCCCAGGAUGCACUUUACAAACACACACGGACAUAUCACACACACACAAAGACACACUUAACCACACAGCUGAAAGCCAAGCGCCCCAGGAGCCGGGGAAGACUGAAAAGCCGCCCAAAUUUGCCAGCUUGACAUCUAAAAAGCGGAGACGCGAAGGCUCGCAAUUCCCCACAGCCGAGCUGAUGUUUAUUCAAGCCUAAUGCACUGCUGCAUUAUUCUAUUUUCUCCCCCACCCUCGCUUGCUUCUUCAAACCUGCCUGGUGUUUAUUUAGAGUAAUUCUCUUCAGAUCACAGCGGAAGAAGUGUGUCAUCUCCACUGUGUCGUGUGAUUUCAGCAAGAGGUUAAAAAUAACAUAAAACACAUUCCAAAUCUAACUAUAACUGUAUAUUAUGUACAUAAAUAAAUAUAAAGUCUGUAUGUAGUCUUACUGCAUUACGGUGUCUAUAUUGUACACUUCCCACUGAAUAUGCUGUGUGUUAUUGUGUUUUGUUUUUUGUAACAUGAAUUCAGAUGAUGAAGCGAUGUAAUAAAAGCGGUCGGUGGGAAACUGCA
Messenger RNA from Oreochromis aureus, 4790 nucleotides. It is a transcript of the gene klhl5, whose product is annotated as kelch-like family member 5. Lineage: Eukaryota; Metazoa; Chordata; Actinopteri; Cichliformes; Cichlidae. The record is from RefSeq and is a predicted model, not a curated record. Bases 124 to 2493 code for a protein of 789 amino acids. The transcript is spliced from 13 exons. Gene Ontology annotation, molecular function: protein binding.